Molecule: messenger RNA, 576 nt
Organism: Hibiscus syriacus
Lineage: Eukaryota; Viridiplantae; Streptophyta; Magnoliopsida; Malvales; Malvaceae
Product: electron transfer flavoprotein subunit alpha, mitochondrial-like
Exons: 5
Coding region: 1-576 (191 amino acids)
Cellular component (GO): mitochondrion
Molecular function (GO): electron transfer activity; flavin adenine dinucleotide binding
Source: RefSeq, a predicted model, not a curated record
AUGGGAUAUACCCAGAAAGCUGAAACCUUUGACUGUAAGAAGAAAUACCCAGAAAGAAAAAUCAAAAGAAAUUCAAUGGAAGGUCGAGAAAUGCGGCUCUAUCAAGGCGCGGUGGUGGCCGCCAACUCCAUCUGCCAAGACACUUCCGUUUCCUUGCUAUUGGCUGGCUCGGGUGAUUCCCUUAAACAAUCGGCCGAGAAGACUGCCACGUGUCGCCCUUCUAUUUCUCGGGUUCUUGUGGCUGCUUCUGAUAAGUUUGCUUGUCCUUUGGCUGAGCCGUGGGCUAAGUUAAUCCAAUUGGAUCAGCUAAAAGAAGCUACUCUCAUAUGUGCUACUUUCUUUGUCACGGGCCUAUUUAUGCUGGAACUGCCAAACUGGAAAAAUUGUAGCCCCGGAACUAUACAUAUGGCAUUCGGUGUUUCAGGAGCCAUUCAACACUUAGCUGGCAUGAAGGAUUCUAAGGUUAUCGUUGCGGUUUACAAAGAUGCCGAUGCACAUGUAGCUGAUUAUGGAGUCGUGGGCGAUCUUUUUGAAGUGAUACUGGAGUUGUUAGAAAAGCUUCCUGAGAAAAAGUAG